AGCUAAACACGGAGAACUUGUUUCAGAUGGCUGCGGAAGGUUCUAACCCAUUGGAUCAACCUUCCUAUCACCACAGAAAGGGUUCUUUUGGGGAUGUGGCCAACACUCCCCAAGGUAUGCCUUCUUCUAAGGAUGCUCAUCUUGUUCCUCAGAAUAAGGCACUACCUUCUCAAAGGGUUUCUGAGACUGUAGAAAAAGUUCUUCUUCUACCCAAACCUGCACUGAAUGAUGUAAAGGCUGUAUUACAAAAGCUACUUAGAGAAGCUUUGUUGACUUAUCCAGUUGGGAGGGAAGUAGUUUGUGGAGAAGUAAAAGCAGAAUUUCCUGAAGGCGUGCAGGUAGAAGGUAGCCCCUCAAAUUCUCUGGGAGUUAUCCCAUCACAGACUACAAUGGACAGCAUAGUUCCAGACAGAAAGGAUUUGUAUUCCUUCAGUGUAGUUCCUGAUAAAACUCAUAAAGUUGGAUCUUAUUUAGCUGCCCAAAUGCCUCCAUCAGAACAAACCCUUAGCUCAUCUGCUUCUACUGUUGCUCAGGAUGGCAAAGAGUUAUCUCAGGAAGUGACAGAAACUGUGAGGGAAACAAUUAUUCAACCUAAAUCAGAGCUCCUUGAAUUCAGUGCUGUCUUAGAAAAACUACUGAAGGAAACAAUUGAAACCCCGUGCUCAAAAUAUGACAGUGAUACAGGGACUCUUUAUUCAUCAAAGUUAAUAGGUAGUACUGAGGUGCCCAGGCAGGCUGCUUCUGAAUUCCAUCCUAAGGAAAUAAAAGAAACAGCAGAAAAGUCUGAGGCUCCAUCAAUUACUGGGAGUGCUUUUGAGAUUGGCUUUGAGAAACUCCUUAAAGAAUCAUCUAACGGUCCUUCUUAUCAGCUCCAGGUGUCAGUGAAGGAAGAAACUCCUGAGAAGGAGCCUUCACAGUCAAAGCAGGCCAGGUUCUUGGGGAAAGUGCCCUCUUUUUACUGGACAGCCUCAAAGGCCUCGGAAAUGAAACUUAAGAGUAAUGUUUUCAAAUCUCAGGUCAGGCAAUGUGAUAAAGUGUUGGGAAGAGACAAGCUGACUGAUUUACCAAUAGAUCUCUGUGGUUUUGAAAGUGGGGUUGAGAUCCCUGGAACCUCACAACUUUCUGUGGACCAUGAAAUAGGGACCACUGAAACUAUAAAACCCCCAGAGGACAGGAAUUAUGAAAGUGAGGUUGCAGUAGUUUGAGAAGGGGCUUUUCAGGAGCUUGGUUUCAAAGAGGCUCCUGAAGCAAUGAACGUGCCCAGAAAUAGGCAACCCAUUCCUCUCCUGACAGACAAAGAAAACUCUACAAAAAUAAGUAAAGUUGAAUUGAUUCUGGCAUCACCAUAUAAGAGACAAGAGAAAAAGGAAGAAAAAGAAGGUUUCUCUGACUCUGAUAUUUCAGAUGGAAACAUCAGUUCUAAGGCAGAAAGCUGCAGAAAUACCUCCAGUGAGCAUUUUGAGGUUUUUAACUGAUUGGUUAAUGAGUUGAUUUAUGUAAUGCUGACAUAAAGGAUGGUGUAGUUUUUAGAAUUGGGGUUAAUUUGACAAUCCCAAAUAGUACUAAAUUCUUCCUUGUACUUCAGUUCUCCCUAGAUUUUCUUAAUAAAAAACUACAUUUCCUUUUAUCUUCUUUAAUCAGAUGAGUUACAUAGAGAUAGCUUUACCCAUCAGGCAGUGUUUCAGAAUCUGACUUUAUUCUCACUGAUCAGUGAUAGAAUUUUUAGGUUUCAAAAAUAUUUUUUAAAGAACUUUUGGGGUUUAGAGAGUACCUCUAAAACAUCCAAGUGUGCUUUUCUCUUGGAGCUAAUUAGAAUUUCGUAAUUGGCAGUCCAUACAGGAGUCUCUAGUAAGAUUUGUGGCAAGAAACUCCCAUACUGGUCACACAUUUCCCUUUUAAGGACAGUAGUUUACCACAUUAGUGGCUAAGUACCAGGAACAAAGUGCAAGGCUGGAAGUUUCCCUGAGAUACCUUGGGCUGUGGUGUUUCUGUUGCCACUCUCUCCCUCUUGUUUGCGGUUAUCUGCAGGAUCCUCCCCUUCUAGGGUAUGCCUCAGUCUGAUGACCUCACCUGAUUCCACCUAUAAGGGCAUUGCCUGGCCUGCUGCAUUUCUUUGGCUCCAGCCUUAGCUAAGUGGAUGGAGAUCUUAAUCAAUUACCAUAUUCACCUAAGUGGACUUGGGCUUCUGGUUUCUGCCAGGCUAUAAAAGAUAGGGCUUGUCUCAGUUUGCUAUUCUGAGCAACCUGGCUAUUUUGGGAGAGAAACCCAGGAACAAAUAGGGAUUAGAAGUUAGCUGAUGAGAAUGAUGAAACGAUAAAGGAUGCUCUCUGGCUGGAACAUUUUAACCAAAAUUGCACAACGACUAAUGUUGAUCACCUUCCUUAGUAGAAAAUUAAUAGAAUUUGUCAUUUUCUGGCUCCCUUCAGUCUCAAUGAGAACAAAUGAGCUUUACUGAGUGGCUGAUUUGUGAGGUUUGGGCUCCUUUGCAAGUAGCUGUAGGGCCUAUUAUUGAAAACUGACCAAAGAAUCCACCUUUAAUCCUAAGUAAUCAAGCUGAAGCCCCUUUAACAUUUAUAACUGGUGAGAAAAGGAAAAUGAAAUACCAGUCUCUCAAACCAGACAUAUGCAAGAGUGUUAAGGCAACAUCUUAAACUUGUUGAAGUAGACUUUUACUAAGCUACCCCAUGAGUUACUAGGCCAAAUUGACCUAUAGGAGGUGAAGGGCUUGUAAAUUUGCACUUACUUUACAGACUAUUGCUUAAUGUUUAUAGCUGUGUUAAAGUAUACCAGCAUAACUGAUUGAACAGCAAAAAAGCCUAUCUAAAAAAGAAAUAAUCAAUAUAAAUAACCACACAGACAGACAGAGCCCAGAGAAGAUAUUUUAAAAUUAUAAGCCAAGUAGGAGGUAUAAAAUAGUACAUAGUUUUGUAUCUUCUAACCUGAAUUAUUAUUUUUUAAAUAAAUGGGUGGGGGUGGAGUGAGAGUAGGGAAGAACCUGACAACAAGGCACCAUAAUUUUGAUGAGCAGCCUAACAUGUUUGACUUGUGGCUGAGCUCUUAACCAACCAAUACCUCAGUAUGUUCCUUUAAAAAGGGGGAGGGAAUGCUGGGAGAUCGUGCACAUGAUUAGUACACUAAAGCAUAUUAAAGUCACUGAGAAGGUCUGCAGUAAGAAACCAUUUAAGUUUGAACACAGAGCGUCCCAAAUCUAAUUCAUCUUAGGAUCCAUUUACUGGAGAAUGCCUAUUAACAUCGGGCAGAACUGGAAUGCAUUUCAGGAAAGUAUUGUCUAGAGAAGUAGUUCCCAAAUUCAUCGACUCAUUAAUGGAAUCAUUUGUUGAUUUAGCAAACAUUUUCGAAGUGCCUGUUGCCAGCCACUGUUCUAGUCACUGAGACUACAACAGUGAUGAAUGAGAGUACUCAGACCAGGGCUUAUCCAUGAUGGAGUUUCCACUGUCAAAAUGGAACAAUUAAGGACUAUCUAGAGAAAAACUUUUAUAAAAUUAGAUGUAUUUAAAGAACUGUUCUUAUUCUCCGGUUAUGCGCUUUUUCUUCCUUUCUUUUUUUCCCUUGUGGUCCUAAAAUGCCUUUCCUUUUAUAAAAUAAAGGCAUUAGUAGAUAAUAGAGACCUCCCCCCCCCACACACACACAAAUGCCUUAGUAAAAUAAAAAGUUGACUACCUCAUGUCAUUACCCAACAUUUUGUUGGAAAUUUCACCAGUUCAUGAAACCCAAAAAGCCUACAUUUGUUGAUCUGGAGAAUUCACCCAUCUGUGUACCCAAUUAUACACAGAUGUUAAAACAUCUGAAUCCUGCCUUCUAUGGUUUUCAGCUAAUUAUUUUAAUGCUCGUAAAACCAUUUUGUGGCUGUCUUCAAAAGCUAGAAGUGAAGGGGAAAGAUUCAAAGUCUGGCACAGAACAAAUCAUGUGCCUAAAAUAGAGGUGUAAAAGACUAAGAGAGCACAUUUCUAUUAAUGUGGGAAUCUUGUUAAUCUUGUUUCUGUAUCAUUUAUGCUUACAAAUAUUUCUUGACCAGGAAAGUUAGUUAAAGAAUAUACUAAUAUUCUUUAGUGGAGAAAUUUUAUUUUCUUCUGUUGGAGUGCUUCAUAGCGUGAAUAAAAGUAUCGAGGCUUACGGCAUAAUGCCUCCUUUCAACCUACCAUUUCAGUGUCCGUUGAUUAUUAAGAGUUUGGUUGUUUUCUUUUUUCUUUUGUGCAGUAUUCAUCGGUUUUGUCUU
Molecule: messenger RNA, 4237 nt
Organism: Delphinapterus leucas (beluga whale)
Lineage: Eukaryota; Metazoa; Chordata; Mammalia; Artiodactyla; Monodontidae
Source: RefSeq, a predicted model, not a curated record